AUGGAACUCUAGAAGCAACAAUAAUUUGAGAACAUCCAUAUCUGAGAGUGAGACUCUGGUGCAGCAUAAUAGCUCUGUUCUUGCCUCAUGGGGCCCCCCUAGCCCAUUGGGCCCCUGACAGGAGUCACCCCUGUCACCCCCUGAUGGCGGCCCUGGGAGACAGGAUAUCCCGCAGUACAAUGUAUACAAGCAGUAAGAGGAGAAUGGAGGCACUGGUGAUGUCAGAAUCGGUAAUAUCGUGAUCGAAGAGGGAGCACUGUCGGAAGUGGCAUUAUCACUAAGGGAAAAGCUAACCGGCAAGAGUAAAGGCUCCUGUAGACGACACAUAUUCGUGACAAAGAAUACAGUUAUUCCUCCGCAAACAGUGGUGUGCCGCACACACGUUGCCCGGGGCGGUGACGUCAUGUUGGGGGCGGGCCAACCCGGGAGAGCGUGGCUUCAGCAGUUUUUGAAAUGUACUUAUGGUGGAGGCCUAUCCUUCUAAAAAGAAGAAAGGAAAAAAAAAAAGAAAAAAAAGAAAAUGAUUGUUACCACAUGUCAAGCAUAACCAGUUCUGAGUUCCUGAAGGGGUAAAUCAGGAAUUCAACUUCACUAGGUGAACCUCCUGUCACGAGGAUGCAAACAGGCAUGCCCCCACCACCACCACCAGUCAAAGGCAUGCAGCCACCACCACCAGUCACAGGCAUGCAGCCACCACCAUCAGUCUUCAGGCAACCACAUGAACAGUAUGCUCCCAGGCAUGAGGAGGGUUGGAUGGCUUCAGUUGAGGACCCGGAAGUGAUGCCACUACCAUUGACAUAUGACCCAUGGCAAGAUUCCUGGCCAGAGGAAUAUUCUUCUUUUGGCUUUGAGGGGGAGCCAAGACAGCCACAAAGGGUCCAUGUAUUUACCCCCCCCCCCCAACACAAUCUCAGGGCAGUCAUGGCUUUUACCCACAGACUAUGUCACAAGAAGUGCCAACUGGACAGGCUGAGUGGUCACACACUGGUCAUCAGUGGGACUAUCAAACAACCCUGAGAGCUCCACCAUCCUCAUCACUUGGGCGAGUUCCACCAUCCUCAUCACUUGGGAGAGCUCUACCAUCCUUGUCAUCACUUGGGAGAGCUCCACCAUCUGCAGAUGAAAAUAUAGCUGAAAGUACUCAAGCACCAGCAGAUGCAGCUGAACCUGUCCCACAAGAACCAGCAAAUGCAGCUGAACCUGUCCCACAAGAACCAGCAGAUGCAGCUGAACCUGUCCCACAAGAACCAGCAGAUGCAGCUGAACCUGUCCCACAAAAACCAGCAGAUGCAGCUGAACCUGUCCUACAAGAACCAGCAGAUGCAGCUGAACCUGUCACACAAGAACCAGUAGAUGCAGCUGAACCUGCACCUCAAGCAACUAGAAGCCCUGCUGCUCAAGAGCCUGUGGAUGCAUUGUAUUCUCCCCUGGGUGAGGAAUACAUUGCACUCCAGAGGAGGCUCAUAACAAGCUCCGAGAGCAGACAAAGAAGACAAGAGAGGUUCCACAGGAGCCAUGAGAGGUUCUUCAGGAGCCAAGAGAGGUUACACAAACGUAGCAUAGAGCUGCAGAGGGACAUGGCCGCAUCAUUAAGUGGAAGUGUUCAAAACCAGUCACAGAUGAUGCGAAUUCUGUCUGAUAUGCAGAUGCAGAUGGACAAUAGAUGGCGAGAACAAAAUCAACUCUUGGGUGUGUUGGUUGAGCACUUUACACACCAGCAGGACACUGCCUCCAGCCUAUCAUCUGUGGCCAGCACACCAGCAGAAACAUCAGAAUCUUCUCAAACUAGGAGAACAAAGAAAUCCACUAAAGUCACCUCAGCUCCCUUAUCCAAGAAGCCUAAAAAUAAAUAAAUAUUAUUAUAGUUCACCAUAAA
Messenger RNA from Bombina bombina (fire-bellied toad), 1876 nucleotides. RefSeq names its product translation initiation factor IF-2-like. The transcript is spliced from 5 exons. Bases 942 to 1853 code for a protein of 303 amino acids. NCBI's taxonomy places the organism in Eukaryota, Metazoa, Chordata, Amphibia, Anura, Bombinatoridae. The record is from RefSeq and is a predicted model, not a curated record.